Messenger RNA from Setaria italica (foxtail millet), 1633 nucleotides. RefSeq names its product GDSL esterase/lipase At1g28600-like. Gene Ontology annotation, molecular function: hydrolase activity, acting on ester bonds. NCBI's taxonomy places the organism in Eukaryota, Viridiplantae, Streptophyta, Magnoliopsida, Poales, Poaceae. The transcript is spliced from 4 exons. The record is from RefSeq and is a predicted model, not a curated record. The coding region runs from base 167 to 1165 and encodes 332 amino acids.
CAGGAGGUGGAGGUAGCGCUGUAUCUGUUCCCGCUUCGUGGCCUUUGGAGGUAGUUGGUGUUUCAUAAGCACCAGCAUCACACGUUUGUUUAGUCUCUAUUUCUUCCCCCGCCUGUCUCCAGCAGCGCCGACAGAGACCGGCGAGUCCUCAGAAGAGUGCAAGGCCAUGGCUUCCUCUCCUUCCGGCGGAGGAGGAGGAGCACGGCUGUUGUUUCCGGUGGUGGUGGUGGCGGCGGCGGCCGCGCUAGCUGGGGCGGCGCCGGCGUCCGCGUGCUACACGCGCCUGUUCAGCUUCGGGGACUCGCUGGCGGACACGGGCAACUACCGCUUCGUCUGCGGCGACGACUCCGACCCCGUGUUCCGGCUCCCCUACGGCGAGACUUUCUUCCACCGCGCCACCGGCCGCUUCUCCAACGGCCGCAUCGUCCUCGACUUCAUCGGUACGCACGCAGCAAUGGCCCCCCCCGCUAUCCACGGACAAGUUCAGGAGCAGUUCCCAUUUGCGAUUCAAAAAAAAUCUGCAGCUGGAGCGCUGGGGAUCCCGUUCGUGCGGCCGUACCUGAGCGGGUGGCGUGCCGAGGACUUCGCGAGCGGGGCCAACUUCGCGGUGGGCGGCGCCACGGCGCUCAGCCCGGAGUUCUUCCGGGACAGGGGUUUCGACAUCGGAGACGUGGUGCACCUCGACAUGGAGAUGAGGUGGUUCCGCGACAUGCUCGGCCUCCUAUGCCCCGGCGAUCUCGCCGGUUGCUCGGACAUGAUGAACCGAUCCCUCUUCAUGGUUGGAGAAAUCGGAGGCAAUGACUACAGCACACCUCUUCUCAAGGCAAGAUUACCCUUUGUUACCACUUUCGCCCCGAUCGUCAUUGCCAAAAUCUCUUCGACUAUCACCGUGAGUGUCAGUUUUGCUGUACACACCCGUCGUGUUGUCACUGCCAUCGAAUACUAUAGCAACGCGAAUGCGUCGAGUUUGCAGGAGCUGAUUCGGCUAGGAGCCAAGACUCUGGUGGUUCCAGGGAAUCUACCAAUUGGGUGCAUCCCGAACUACCUGUUGGCAUUCCAGAGCGAUAACAAAGAGGAUUAUGAGCAAGAGACGGGUUGCAUUGGGUGGCUGAAUGAGUUCUCACGGUACCACAACAAGCUUCUCAUCGAGGAGCUGGAGAAGUAGCGCAAGCUCAAUCCUGGCGUGACCAUCAUCUAAGCUGACUACUAUGGAGCUGCUAUGGAGGUUUUUGUCUCCCCUGAAAGAUAUGGAAUCAAGUAUCCCUUGGUGGCUUGCUGUGGUGGAGGGGAUCCCUACGGUGUGACCCCAAAUGUAAGCUGUGGACGUGGAGAAUACAAAUUGUGCCACAACCCAAGAAAGCAUGGAUCAUGGGAUGGCAUGCAUCUUUCAGAAGCUGUAUACAAGGCCAUUGCAAUGGGCUUGCUACGAGGCUCAUACACGCAGCCUCCUUUUGCUACAACUGCCUAUUCAUGUACACAUCUUAGUGAGCUCGGCUUUUCCAUUGAAUACAAGUCCAUCUGAGACUUGUAAUCCUGUAACUAUGUUUAGCUGUUCAAGAUGCAACGAUGGCAUCCUCACAAAAAAAAUGAUGUAUUGAUGCCAACUUUUGACAAGGGAAAUCAAAUUUGAAUC